CGAAAGGUCAAAGAAACAGCAGCAUACUACAGAAAGAGAAAACAUAAGCGAGCAUAGACGUCAGAGAAAAAGAAGAAGAAAGUGAAAGAUGGGUAGAGCUCCUUGUUGUGACAAAGCUAAUAUGAAGAAGGGUCCUUGGUCUCCUGAAGAAGAUGCUACACUUAAAUCCUACAUUGAUCAGAAUGGCACUGGUGGCAAUUGGAUUGCUCUUCCCCAAAAGAUAGGUCUUAAAAGAUGUGGGAAGAGCUGUAGAUUGAGGUGGUUGAACUAUUUGAGACCCAACAUCAAACAUGGUGGAUUUUCUGAAGAAGAAGAUACAAUCAUCUGUAAUCUCUACAUAAGUAUCGGAAGCAGGUGGUCUAUAAUUGCAGCUCAAUUGCCGGGAAGAACUGAUAAUGAUAUCAAGAACUACUGGAACACAAAACUGAAGAAAAAGUUACUUGGAAGGCGCAAAGAUUCUCAGGCGCGUCGCCUUUCUUCCUCGAUCGAUAAAGAUUUGAAAGACUCAAAUGAGGAAGAUAACUCCUACGCUAACACUUUGAGUAAUUCGGCUCUCGAAAGAUUACAGCUUCAUAUGCAGUUUCAAAACCUCCAAACUCCAUUAUCUUUCUACAACAAUCCUGUCCUUUGGCCUAAGUUGCACCCUCUUGGUGAAAAAAUCUUUCAAGACCAUCAACAUGGUUCAAACAUGAUGAAUAUCAACCCUACUGCUGAAUCAUCACCAUUCAUCCAAAAAAAGCCUAAUAGCCAAGAUGGAAUUGCAUCUCAUCAAUCCACCACGUUCUGUGAACUAUCAAUUUCCUCCGCUGAACUGGAACGAGAUGAUUCGGCUACUCGAAACCCAAAUAAUGGAAAUGAUCAUUUAGGCUAUUCCUUGGAAGGAUUCUCGUCUUUUAAUGGUGCAAACAAUGUGGUUGAUGAGAAUAUCAUGAAUUGGAAAUCAAAUGGCGGUGUAGAACAAUUGAACACGGAUAACUUUCAAUCUUCAGUGUUCGGAUUACAAGCUGAACUCACUGAAUUGCUAAAUCACAACAAAACAAGUGGCUUUGAAGUAAAUGAAAAUCAUCAUUCAAGAAAAAAUAGUACGAUCUCCGAAACCGACUACUGGUUUAAAGAAAUGGAUGGUAAUAGUUCCAAAGACAGCAAGAGUUGGUGGACUAGUACUACCACUGAUUUUGAUACAAUAUCUUCGUCAUCGAAUUCUUGGGACAAUUCUGCAUCUGCUUAUCAUAGUACUGCUAAUGAUGAACAAGGAAUGUUUCAAGAAUACGUUUUAGAGUAUGAUUUAUAGAGAAUGAAUGAACAAGGAUAAGUACUAAUAAUUCCCUAUAGAUAUUAGCUUGGGCGCUAGUUGUUUAGUUUAGUUUGUAUUAUCAGUCUCAUGAUGAGUAGACAGGAAAGGGUGGGGGGAAAUAAUGUGUCUCUGGGUAAUGGCUGUGGUACGUGUAAAUUGUG
This is a messenger RNA of Papaver somniferum (opium poppy), 1455 nucleotides long. Its product is annotated as transcription factor MYB36-like. Bases 89 to 1291 code for a protein of 400 amino acids. The record is from RefSeq and is a predicted model, not a curated record. Lineage: Eukaryota; Viridiplantae; Streptophyta; Magnoliopsida; Ranunculales; Papaveraceae. The transcript is spliced from 3 exons.